Molecule: messenger RNA, 16068 nt
Organism: Pocillopora meandrina
Lineage: Eukaryota; Metazoa; Cnidaria; Anthozoa; Scleractinia; Pocilloporidae
Source: the annotation of a GenBank genome assembly
AUGUUUUGCCCGCUGAUGAUGGAUCCCAGAAUUGGUUGGAUUCAACCGGAGCAAAAGGGGCCAGCUCAUGACACAUGGACAGCAGUUUUGGAGGAUGUCACUUCACCAACGAUGGUCGACAAUCAUCGUAGCAGGGAAUACAUCCCUUUGAAUCGGAAAAAUACUUUUAAUGAAGAAGUGGAAAGUACCAAAUUGAACAACCUUAUAAAUUCCGACAAGAUUCAUGUUACUAAGAAGAAAAGAGUUGAGAAUCAAACCCCUUGGUGGUCCAAAGAUAAAAGUUAUCCAGACGGGUUGGUGGGGUAAGUUUAGCGAGUUUCAUUCUCGUCGAAUUGAAGCGUGACAAACCUCGGAUAUUUGAGUGAAACGCCUCUUCUUUUGUUUAUUAAGGCUUCAUGAGGAAAUCUUGGACUUCUACAAUUUUAUGAAACCACGAACGGCCGAACAUACCAUGCGACAAGAAGUGAUAGCAAGGGUUCAAGAAGUCAUCAGACGGCUCUGGCCUACGGCUGAUGUACGUAUGAGCAACAUCCAGUUAUUACUUUUAAUUCUCACAAUAGUCGUAAAGAAAAUAUUUAAAAAGCCCUUAAGAGUUAUAAAAAGCAACGGUUUUUAAUUUCUGGCUAUUCAUUUCAGGUGGAGGUGUAUGGAAGCUUUCGGACGGGGCUUUAUUUACCAACCAGGUGAGAGGACUGUUGUGGUUCACUUCAGCGAAGACGGUGUUUGAUUAUCUUUGUGCUGUUUAAGUUUUGUGCUUCUUUAAACUCCCUAAGAGUGUUUCUCCCCUUACAGAAGGCUUUACAUUAAGAUACAAUAAAUAUUUUUUGUUUUAUGGGCGAAGAUUAUUUGAGACAAAAAGAGGCCUCGUAGUUUUCACUUUAUUUAAAUCGUUUUGUGGUACAAAGAACAACAGAAAGGGUAUAAACAUGCAACCUGAAACCGAACGAGCGUCCUCCGAGGUCUAUUUUAAACGUGAACGUGCUCAAAAAGUCUUUGUGUCACAGUAGGUUUCCGUAAUUUGUUUUUGCUUAUCGAGUCCGUUUAAAAUUCACAGCGACAUCGAUAUUGUUGUGUUUGGAAAUUGGGAGAGACUGCCGUUAUGGACGCUUGAGCAAGCACUCACGGCAAAUAAGAUCGCCGAGGCUUCAUCUAUGAAAGUCUUAGACAAGGCAUCGGUGAGAAAUAGCAAUAAAAUGAUUUUUGUAGUCAAGUCUUUGACUUAGACAUGUUGUGAUAAUAAUUUGGUAUGAAUAUUAUAAAUUUGUUGCUAAAGUUUAGAAUAUGUUAGUCUCUUAAAUUUCGCUCUCGCUUUUCUUUCGUCUGCGAAAGACCAAUGUCUUAAAAAUUCAUGUUUUAGCGAUUUCGUUGCGGACAGUUGCUCGUAUUUAAUUAACAGUAUUGCGUUGAUCAUUCUGUACUCAGUGAUAGGUGGUACAGGAAGUGUUAACGGUACAAAAAGUCUUAAAAUCAUUGUACUUGCACGCGAAAAUACUUGUCGCUUAAUUGUUUAUUCAUAACUACCAAUACUCAUUCUCCGUAUGCUAAUUUAUUGCGGGUUCGUCCCCUAGCGAAAUUUGAAUAUAUUUGAUCCUCUUUAUCUCGAACACUCUGCCCUUUGCCACUCUUAGAGUUUGUUUUUCUUUUUGUUUAAUCAUGCUUAGAACGCGACCGAUGACCUUAUUUGGGAUUGAGUGUACUGCUCAUUAUGAACAGCACGAUUUCCAUCAUUAUGCAAAAAUAAAAAUAAACAGUACCUAAUUUUUUCGACUAAUUAACACAUGUGCAUGUCUAAUUAAAUGAAGUUUGAUACUGUAUUGAAAGACGAACAAAGAGUGGAAGGUAAAAGGUGUAUGCUUAGUUUGCAUAUUUUGUUAAAGAUCACACCAUUUAUUUGGCAAUCUUCCCAAAAUUCCUGUGGGUCAAUAAUUGACCUGUUAGUUAAGUAUGAGCAUAUCAGGGUAUAUUUUUACUCGAUAAAAGACCUGAUUGGGCAUAUGACAUAGGGGUAUAGAAAGAACUUUUGUGGUUUAUAUUCCACUUGCUUGUUAUUUAAGCUUUGUAAGUAUACAAUUUGCUUCAUCUCAAAUUAUUUCUAAAAAACAUGAAACUGCAUUUUGUUGGUAACAAAUUUUUUUAUGGAAUGGCCUAUUCAACUGGAAAAAAAGGGAAAAAAUGGGCAUUUUCCAGCCUGCUCAAAGGUGCUUUCAGUAAUGUGCACAGUGUGUGUGCAAAGAAGUGUUGGUAAGUAAAUUUGCUUUGGAUUUUCAUGAGUUUUUGUCACCUGUGAUGUUUGAAAUGUUUUCAAUAGUAGUGAAAAGCAGCACUCAUUCAAUAACCAAUUCUUCUAAAACAAACUUUGAAGCCCUUGCACUGUGAAAAAAAACUCAUGCAUGCAAUUUUUGAUUCUGAUUGGUAGAGGUAUGUUACUCCAUUUGGAUUAAUUGUUUCUUCUGCUCUGAAAAUUUCCAGUUAAUGGAAUGUUAGAUCCUAAAUUAACCCAACUUUGUUCAGACAGUCACCAAAAAGAUUCUAAGUAGACUCAGAGGAAACAAAUGUAGUGAAGAUGGCAGAGACAAACUUGGCUUCAAAAGUGCAAACUUGAACAACUCACUUGAACACUGUGAGGAUGGGCAAGAACUUUCAUAGCUUAUUUGAGUCUCCCAUCCUGAGACAUCCUGGAUCAGGUAAUGGGUUGUGAAAUAAAGUCUAAUUCCUUAGAAACUUAUCAAUCUGAUACAAGCAGUUCGAGUUGAUUUCAGUGGUUUAUAUGGGGGGAUUUCUGUGAACAUUAAUUAUGCAGAAAAAUUAAUAACUAACGUUUUCCUAACUGUUGGGUGAGGGUUGAUGGGUAGAAUUGGGAUUGCUUAUUUCAGAGACUAUAUUGCACUCUUUGUCAUCACAAACAUCAGACAACAAUGGUGUAGUUUUGGUAUAAAUACCAUCUUAACAUAGUAAAUUAAUCUUUGAAUGCCCUAAGGCCACAGAUGGAUCACAUUGAAAUGAAUUGUCCCUUUAAAGUAAUGUGAGGUUGAAUUUUUUAAGUUCUUGCUUCAGUUUUUCAAAGUCAAUAAUAUUUUAUAUUAUUUAAUGGAUUUUUUCUGAAUUUUUAAUCGGCAUAUAGCCCACAGGAUGAUUGUGAAUAACAGCCUUUAUAUAAUGGUCUACUCGUGUAUAGUACCAUCUAACUGUGUUUUGCUGAAAAUUGUAUACCCCUUUUGUCAAUUAUACUCAUAUUUUCCAUAGGAAAUUGCUGAUGGCUUCUCUAAGCUGCCAGGGAACAAUUCUUGAAAUAAAUGAUGAAAAAAAGGGUGUUCUUUCCCAGAAAACGACAGGGUUUUUCCUCUAUGUUCUCCAAUGAUAGUAUUGUUAAUUAUAGCUCAGGACAGACAGUUGCUUUCUGACCAAAAGUAGGUCAUUCUUUAGAACUGCAAAGCUUGAAGGCAUGUAGAACUGUCAUUUCUUCCUUUUUAAAAUUAUUAGCUAUUUAAAAUCUUCUGUGCAAUAUUGCCAUCAUAAGUUAUUUCUACAUAAUGUUUUGCAUUUACUGUAGUUGUUACCAUUUUUCUCAUUAUGGUGAAAGAUCAGUUACACUCUACAAUCAGCUAUGAAAUUAGACAGAAUUUGCAGGCGUUGUAUCUUAAGCUUAUGACCAUCAUUCAUCAGUGUUAAAAACUAUCAUUCUGUGUUAAGAAAAAGGAGGAAAUUGGUCAUUUGCCAAUGGAAGUUUGGUCAUAUCGUGAAUAAAAGGAACUGAAAGUGAUUUAGAAAGGCCAUGUGAUCCUAGUUUAACGGUAAUAUUGCAUAGUAGAACUCUUGUUGUCAAGGUAGUUUUGCUAGUGACAUCUUUAGUGGCAAAGCAUUUGGUCAUUAUGAGUUUUUGGUGUCUUGUUUAUUCAUCCAUGACUUUUUAUGAAACUCUUAAAAUUUACUCUUACUCUCAACCUUAGCUGGUUGUUGAAAACCUUUCCGCUUGUGCAACCUUCUUUAAAAAGAAAUAUAUCAAAAGUGCAUAGCAAAGACACCAAUUAGAUGUUUUUUGUGUUUGUAAUUUAAACAUUUUAUCAUAGAUAGCUGAAUUAAUUUAUCCACAGGGUAGCCUGGCUUGUGUGAGAAAGGUUGUUUUUUCCUUUUCUUGGGCCUGGCUACUUGACUGUAAGUUGAUUUAGCAAAAGAAUUAAAAAUUUGAUGUGAGAAUAAAAUUGUACCAAGAAAUGAACAUGAUGGAAAUUAUAAACAUGCAAAUUUAACACUGUUUUGUCUUUACUCAGGUUCCAAUAAUCAAACUGACAGAUCAAAAAACCAAUGUGAAAGUGGACAUAAGCUUUAACGUUCCAGCUGGAUUGAAGGCUGCUGAAUUUGUUAAGGUAAUGUCAUCCAGACUCCUGUCUUAAGGAUGAUGUUUGUUUGGUAUACAAUCAGGUGUUAUUUGAGUGUUGAUAAAAUUUACAGAAAUUAACACAAUUUUUCUCAUGCAAAUUUUAUACAUUGUAUUUUGUUUUGUUUUGUUUUGUUUUUUUCAUUUAAUUUUUUGUUCUUGGUAGUGGGAUUUAUUUUGGAUGAGGGGAAAAAAAAGCAAAAUAAGAAAAAUAAUUAAUUUUUUUAUGCUCCACAGCAAGUCAUUAGUUAUAACUUACGGUAUUUUUGAUUGAUUUCUAUUCCACUUGGCACAAUUUCAUUUUGAUCCAGGGCUGACAAUAGGGAAACAAAAGGCGUCUUUACCUACUUAAAAAUUAAAUGUUCAAAAUUUGGCAGCACAGCCCUCCAUCUUUACAAAUACUAGGACUUAUUCAACCAAAUUUUAUAUUUCAUUGUCCAUUAGCAUCUUUCAAAUUACUUGGAAGCAAAAUAAAGUGAAACUUACAAAUAAUUGGUGUGUACUGUGGUUCAAUAAUUUGAAACAACCCAAUUUAGAGGAAAGGUUUAGCCCAGAACAAUUUUUGAAGCAGUGAGAGGCACUGACCCCUCUCUUUAUGAAAUUGUAAAUACUCUCUCUGUUCAUUUCUGUAUGCUAUCAUAUCUCAGUUAAUACAUGUGCCAUGAUUGGUAAAUUUAGCUAUAUUUAGUGGGCCUGUUUUCAUUGUACAUGGGCCAUAUUGAACUGUAUGGCCCCGCACUAAAUUAAAAAGUUUGUUUAAAUUGAAAACUUCCCUCUCAUUUUGAACCCAGAAAUUUGAUAAAGAUCUUGCUAACCUUGUGGUCUCAUUCAGUAUUGUAGGUUACCAAACCUUUUUCCAUUUGGAUUUAUGGUCUGCACACUUUGUGCUUGGGUCAUAAAUCAGGGCAGAAAAAACUGAGUCCAUAACUUACAGUUAGUAAGAGGUGUAUUUAUUGGUAAACAGAAGAAUAUCAAAUACUAUUUGAACUGGAAUGACACUUUUCUUGUUUUCAGGACCAAAUAGAAAUCUUUCCAUGUUUGCCACCUUUGGUGUUAGUUUUGAAACAGUUCUUGCUGCAGCGAGAACUGAAUGAGGUGUUUACUGGUGGUAUUAGCUCAUACAGUCUUAUUCUGAUGGCCAUUAGCUUUUUGCAGGUGAGCUCUCCUAAACAAAGCUCUAGCUAUCAGUAAGGGAAUAAAAAACUUUGUUGCUAUGUUGGAAGGGGGUAUUAACUGCUGAAGAUAAUUUCAAUCAAACUAGAUGUUUAUUGGCCACCCUGAAUGGUUUUUAAAGCUGACAUUUUGAGCUUUAAUUUUGGAUUAGGCUGAGGUUUUAGUGAAAAUUUUCAUCUGCCUUAAGAGCAUCAUGAUAAUAUUGUCCAAGCUUUUCAACAAUAGGUGUUCCCUUGGUGGAUGAGGGAAUAGUGCAUAGGAAAAUGUGUUAAGAAAAACAACUGGGGAAGAAAGCUGUUUUAUAUUUUAAAAAAAUGACAUUAUUUGCUUGUUCAGAUAGCAGUUCUUAUUUAAUGGAUAUUUUGAUUUAUUUUUGCAUUCUGAUGUUAUUUUUCCACAUAAGGGCAACAGAACACACAAUUGCAAGGUUUUUACAUUGUAAAACAGGGAAAAUAUAGGGAGCAAGGGUGAAGCAUCAAAGUGGCUGCACAAAACGAUCCAAACUUUGUUUUUUCUUUUACAUUCAGUAUACUUGACCAUAAGGGAUGAAGUUUAAAGUUAAACUAAUUUUUUUGUUCAUCACCAAAGACACUUGAGGAUCCUUAGGAAUUGAGUGGACCCUUGUAAUAGCCUUGUUGCAGAGCAAUGCAUUUGUUUGUCAAAAAUGUUCUGUUAACAUGUGCCUCAAAGCUCUUACCAGGAACACUUGAGAUAACUGAGAAGGGCUACACAACUGUAAUAUUGCAACUAUUUGGAUUAGAAGAAUUUCAUAUGAAAUUAAUUUCAAAUUGGGAUGUCUUCAGCAGUCUUUUCUUCUUUAAUUAACUUCAUAAAAGAUACAAGGAACUGAUUAUAGCUACCUGAGACUCUCAAAAGCUUUUUGCUUGGGAACUCUUGAAAUAAUUUUGUACACUCCAUGGCAUCAUAUUGGAAAUACAGAAAGUUUAAGGCAGACCUUGAGGCAUCACAUUGGCUAUUUUUCAAUUCCCAAUUUUUUUAUAUUUUAUUUGACAUAAAUCUUUCAUCAUCCAGAGAGUGCUUGAUAAUUCAUUAGAGAAGAGUGAGGUAGUGAAAUGGAGAAAUUUAUUUUUCCAAAUGCAAACUUAAGAUAUUAGUUAGAUAACUCUUUGGGGUGUAUCUGCAGAUCACCUAGGGGUUUAGCAAAAUCAUUAGACAAUUCAUUAAUGGUUUCGAUUAAUAAUUUAAGAAAAUCAUAAACAAGGCAUCAACUAAGUUACUAGUAAGAAUACUGCUUCAUUGAAAAUAAUUUCAGAUACUUAUCUUGAAAACCAGCAACAAUUAUUUAUUGACUUGGAUGCAAUGAAUAUGAAACUUGGAAAUUGGGUAAAAGAUUUUUUUAAAAUUGUAUUUAGAAUCACAAAAGGAACGAAGGCAGAACACUGAUAAACAACCUUGGGGUCCUUCUGAUUGAGUUCUUUGAACUCUAUGGACGUAAUUUUAACUACACUAAUGUGGGAAUCCGAGUGAAAGAUGGUGGAACCUAUUUUAGCAAGCAGGAGGUGAGUUGUUGCCCUUCCCUGUCAGAUAUGGAAGAUUUACAAUGUUUUUAGCAAACUGUGUGAUAUCACUUGUAUCCUGAUCAUAUGAGAUUAAUUACUGAUGUUACCUUAAUUCUCAACUAUAAAGAAACAAAAUAAACCUGAUUAUUUGUGGUCUUAUUAAGAAACAGUAAAUCAUUGAAUUUCUUCCUAAGUGACCAUGUUUUCUUUCUCAGGUUUUGCACAGUAUGGAUGAUGUUUUCAAUCAAUCAUGUGCACUGUUGUGCAUUGAAGAUCCCUUCACUCCAGGUGCCAUAAAGAACUACUUCUCUUUUCACUCCUAAAAUUGCUUGUACUAUGAAAAAUUGUUCUUCUUGUCACUCAUUUUAUUACUGGUAAAUCUGUAGAAUUUCUCAGUUUUGAAAAUACGUUAAACUUUUUUGCUUUCUUUGUAACAAAUUUCUCAAAUUAACCAAUCAUCCACAAUUAAAUCCACUUGAGUUGCACAGAGAAUAAGAGAGAUGUGUGAAAGACCCUCCUCCGUAACUUUUCAGUGUGUCACCCCACCUGUUUCUGUUUGCACAAUGGUAACCAACAUAGCUAACUUAUUCAAACACAAUAUUUUGUUCUUUUACUAAAUUAGCUUUGUUCACACUUCAAAUAACUAACCUCCCAAGCUUUUAAUGCCACUUUUUACCUCAAAAUUGGAGUCAAUUGAGAAUGAAGGUAACAUUUUCUGGCUGAGAGGCACUACAAGAAAUGUUGUUAUACAGAUUGGUGCAUGUGAUCAACAGAUUAACAGAACUAGUUUUUAUUUCUGUUGCUGGUAGGUUGCUAUUGGCAAAUUUCAAGUUUGAUGAUUGUCAUUAUUAGCUAAAAAAAAAAAUCCCAAUUCCAAACUUUUUGGCGAGAAUGUCAACAAAAUAGAGAUUUUCUCCAUGCAAUAGACUGCACGUUCUAUCUGUCUACUGGGGCAAUAACCCAUAUGGUUACAAAGAAACAAAGAGCUGGAAGAAGGUUUCAUGUUUUUCUUUUCCUUUUUUUUUUCCUCAAAUCUGUUGGUUACCAAUUGGAAACUAUUGUCAAAAAUUUAGUAGCCAAAUAUAUUUUGUGGCUACUGCCUUUUAUAGGAAGUAAAGAUGAGUUGUUGAGAUGAGUGAGUGAGUGCAAGAGUGAGGGUAAUAAUAGAAUUCUUAUCUUUACCCAAUUUUGACCUAGUGUUUCCUGGUGCUUAUUAUUGUUUUGUUUUGUGUUAUCUUUUUUGUGAGUACCAUUAUUUUUGUAGUUCAACUUAUGCACUCAAUACACAGCUGAUUUUCUCCUUUUGUGAUUUAUGGAUUAUACCUACUAGCAUAUCAUGUUUACAGUUCCCACUGUGACACCACACAAGACAGCAGAAGAGGAUAAACAUCACACACACAUUUUCCAAUUGUGCACAAUUAAAAACAAAAGUUUUCCUAGAAGACAUAUCUUGAUGUGUCAUGAAACUUGGAGGAAAUUUUUUUCUUUCAGGAGAGAGCAUUUUAUUGUUUAAAUAAGAAAAUUAUAUAGAUCGGAAGAUGUCUUCUUUUCAGUUCUUACUGUGACACCACAAGAGACAAUAAACAUCUCAAGAUAAUUUCACUGUGGCAUCCACCGAUGCAUAAUUUAGAUGAAAACUCUGUGGAUGUGAUCUGCACAUCAUGGAAGCUUAGAGGGAAUUUUUUUUUUUUUGAAAAGAGAGCAUUUUACUGUUUGAAUCAGUUACUUAUGCCAAAAAGAACCACAAAAUUUGCAAAGUGAGCAAGCUGCAGAAUACAAUACCUUGAGUUGUUCAACUGAAUAAUGGAACGGAGGAACAGUGGAUCAGCCAUAUCGGCUGAAUAUCUUGAGACAUGAGAAUGCAGAAUAUCCUUAAGAAUUAUUAUAUCUUAUCGCUUAAUGAGAAACAAAAGUCUCACAAAAUGAUAUAGUAAAAUUAUUUGUUACCACUAAAUUAUUGGUUGAAUGUCAAUUAGACAAUAUAUUCUUGAAUCAUCUUUCUCUCAUGGAACAGGGUACUCAUCAACGUGUGGGAUGUGCAGGUUUUUUGUUUUGCAUGUGAGACAAAUAUUCUGCAACACUACCUUAUAGCAUCAUUUUACAACUUUAAGCUCUUUUCAAUUCUAUGACAAUUGUGCUAUACCAGUAGCCACAUGCAGUCUGUCUUUUUUUUUUUCACUCACUAUGGUGAGCCUUGUAGUGAUCUGUAUCAAUGUAGUAACAUAUCAUGUUUCUUUGCUCAUGGUAGGCAACUACAUAGGAAAGAGCUCCUAUAAAUUUAUGGAAGUGAAACAAGCAUUUGAAUAUGCCUAUGAUGUUCUAAGCAAACAGGUUCUGAAAGAAGAUUCUUAUUCACAUGAUCGGUAAGUUGUAACAUUAAUGCAACUAGGAUUAUUUAGUAAUAAAUUUGAUUUACUAUUUCAGACAACUGGUGAGCAACAUGUUCCAGAUAGCUCCUCUUUCAGAAACCAAAUUGACACAAAUUCAUGAUAAUUUUUCUGUACCUAAUGAUUAACAAAGGUCAUUAUGAACUUGCAGUAUUAUUAUGUAGAAAAUUAUUCUAAUUCAAAAGAAAUCUGACUGUUGAUCAACAAGAAGCUUGAAUGGUUUGAUUAAAUAGGAUGCAGAGAGGGGCAAAUUAAUUUGACUGUCAAGUUUUAUAGUUAAUGUUUUAUAACAACUCCUCUGCAAUGAAGUAGUUGUGUUCUUCAUUCUACCUAGUAAAUUGAAAAAUGUCUGGCCAUCAAAUUAAACCAGUUCAAGGUGAUACUAUAUUUUCAUCAAAGUGGGUGUUUAAGUAGAUUAAUACCUUUGAAUAGUCUUUAGAAGGACAGCUUCCAGAUCAUUUCCAUCUUAAAGACAGUUGUUUGAUUGUUUGAUAAUAGUAUUCCCUUAAAAAGUUUCGGGUGUGAAAAGUUAUUUUUUCCUUUUUCAAUGGAGGUCAACUUUUUUAAAAUUUUACAAUAGCCAGUUUGUGCUCACUAAGUUCAUGUCAAAAGAAAUGACUUGUUUCACACAGACAAUGACUUUGUCACAAAAUUGAAAUUAACUAAGUGUCAAUGAUGGACCGUCUUGAAAGAACCAAGUAAUGAUGGAAUUAAUCACAAUUGAAAUAAUAAUGAACGUUCUGAGGAAAAACAGUGAGCCAUCUUGAAAGAAGUUAGUAAUGAUGGCACUAAUUGCUAAUGAAAUAAUAAUAAAUGUUCUGAAUACUCAGGAAAAACAGUGAACCAUCUUGAAAGAACUUAGUAAUGAUGCACUAAUUGCUAAUGAAAUAAUAAUAAAUGUUCUGAAUACACAGGAAAAACAGUGAACCAUCUUGAAAGAACUUAGUAAUGAUGAUACUAAUUCACUAAUGAAAUAAUUAUAGUAAUAGUAAUAAAAUUAAUUAUCAUCACCAUGUAAUGACUGAAAACUAAGUUUGUAUCCUGGCAGGUUCUGUUAUUACUUUAAUGGUAUUUUCCUUUCAAUUAUGGUGGUGAUUUUUGCUUAACAGAAAUUCUGAGAGGCCUGAACAGGAAGGAGCUGGCCACCUCAGCCGCAUUGUGCGGGUGACAGAUGAUGUUGUUGAAUAUCGUGAUUGGGUCGCUAGAGUUUGGCCAUCAUAUGAUGUUCCAUUAAUAGCUGAAGUAAGCCAGUCACCCCCGACGUAUGCUAGUAUAGCAAACAGACAUGUUCAACCUGAGACCCCAGGCAUUACAUCAUUGGAUGUCAUCAACAAAAGUGCUACAUGGCCAUUGGGAAGAUCUCAGUUAAAUGUUGUAACUUUGGUGUCUGAAAAUGAAAAGGUGACUGAUAAAGAGGAAGAGCCUUUGGUCAGGCACACAAGUGCUGACAGCCUCUUUACUCUUGCAGGGGGAAUUGAAAUGAAAGUAAAUAAAAACUCAGUUUGGUCUGCAACCUCUGUUCGGAAAUUGGCAGAUUCACUCGCACAAGACAACAUAGCCAAGAAAAGAAUGAGCUCUGAAACAAAACCUGCCAAUAGUUUAAGGCAUUUGAAACCCACUAUAACUGCAAUACCUUCAUCUGUCAGCACUAGCUCCUCAUCACCAGUGACUUCUUAUUCAGGGGCAAUAAAGCAGUCCUUGACACCAUCAUUGAAACAAACAAUAGGAACUCCAGCAAAGGCCUCUGUGGUUGACUCUUCCUCAAAGUUGAAAGCUGUGGCAGUUGUGGGACCUCUAAGUAGUGGCUCUCCAAAGAAGGCUGAAGAGCAGAAGACUUGUGCAUCAAAUAACAAUGUAAGUUGCAGCAGAAUCUCCUAAAUGUCACUUACUGGUUAUGUUAACUGCAGCUGUUUAUCCACUCAGCUCAAGCCGUAACCUUCAUAUCUAACAAGUACAUGCAAAUUUAUUUUAUAUUUUCAACAGGCAACAUCAGUAUUUAUUGUGUGUAAUGUUUAUUGAAAAAACUUACUCACUUCUUAUCACUGGGAGGAGUGUUUGCAGUGCAAAUAGUUUUUAGUUUAACAUUCAAGAUUGUAAGGGUUUCCUCUACAAAUUUAUCAAACACUUAACUCAGGAAACUGAAAUAUUAAUUCAGUUCUAAUAUCACUUAAGAGAUUAAUCAUGAAAGAAAUUGGUGUAGCAUUUUGUGCUAAUUAGUGCAACAUCUAUUGCUCCUAUUAUAAAAAAUUUCAAUGGAGUUCCAGAUCUCAAAGAACUCUAAAAUUGAUCUUAACCAACAGAAAGUAAUAUCUUUCAUUUUAAACUUGUCAGAAAAAAGGAAGUGUCCAAUCAUUUACACUGUUGGGAAGAAUUUGAUAUUCAACUUUCCUGACAAUUGGGCUUUUUAGCUUACAUGUUUUGUGUACCCAUUUCAGGUCCUCUGGAAAUUCCCAGCUUUAUCUUUUGUAAAUUUUUGUACAUUUACACGUGAAUUAGGGGAAAUUGGAACGAAGCAGUUCUUUAGUAUAUUAUCAUAUAACCUGAAACAAACCAUUCAUGUACAUUUACAAGCUAGAGAGACCUUUUCUUUAAGUUCUCUGUCAAGUGCAAUCACAUUUUUCAAGAUCUGCGUUAUUUUGUAUUGUCACUGGAGUGAAGUAUGACAAAAAAGAUAUUGAUAUCAUGGGUAAUGUUCUUAACUGGGAAGAUGAAAAAAAUUAAUUAAAUGAAACAUGUUCUGUCAUGUAUUUAUUAAAUUUUGUUGUUAUAAUUUACUGUAGAAUGCUGUGGUUAGUUCACCAAAGCUGGACUGCGUGACCACCAGGCAACUCAGUAAAGACAAUGGUAUGGGAAAACAAAGCUCUCCCACAAUUUUUUUAAACAGUAAAAAGAACAAUGACAACAGUAACCAAAACAACAACAACAAUAACAACAACAAUAACAACGGCAAAAGUUACACAAACAGUGGUUCAAAGAGUUCAUCUAAACAAAAACAUGGGAAAUCACCCAAGAGUAAAAAGGGUAGGAGUUAAUGACAAGGUGGAAAAGAGGAAACAUGUUUCUCUUUCACUUCUUUAACAGUGGCGGUGAUUCAAUCAUCAUAUUUAAUCUGUUACAUGACUUUUUAUGAAAUUAGUUUGUGGGAAAUAUUUCAAUACUCUUUGAGGGGACAGAGCAACAGAGAUAAGAUUGCAAAAAAUCUAAUCUAUAGUUUUGAAAAACCAAAAAAAGAUUAUGUACUAUAGUAUUUUUUAAACAACAAAACAACAAAUAGAAAGGUUGAAAGCUUUGAAGGGUUCAUUCUUUUCUUUUAGGGCCCUUGGAAAAAAAUUUAAGACUUAACAAUGCAAAAUAAUGAAUUCAUAAAUUCAAUUUCUGACCUCCAAAAGUUUCUAUCUGAGAAAGGAGAGGAGUAUUUAAGUUAAGAAAGCACCUGUGUAUAAAUGGAUCUGUAAUGCUUCUGGAAAAAGUCAGUUUAUUUUAAGUAAGAAUCGUGUAGAUCAUGGGCAUGAUUGUGACUAUCAUUCCUGCAUAGUCAGUGCCAGUUCAUCUUUUGUGUUAAAAGUAUAUCCUUGGCAAAUGUGCAUGUUGAUAUAUUGGAAAACAAAAAUAAUAUUACAAUAUCUAUUUAAAUUACGUAGGCUUCCCUUUAUUCUUUAAUUUUUACAUUGCACAGGGGUUACUGUUUAUUUUGUUUCACACUUGUGAUGGAAAAUGGAAUUUUUGUUGUAAUUGUUAGCUGUUGAUCUGAGCUGUUAGACUUGGAAUUAACUAAUUGCUAAUGAGGGUUUGUUUGCAGAAAGAUUUAGACCAAAUUUAAGACUUCACUAUUAUUGGACUUCACCAUCACAAAAAUCAUGUGAAAGAAACUAGAAUGAGUUUUUGAAACAUUGGCACUGAGAACGAGUUAUAAUGUUUAAGUUAUUAUAAUGAGUUAUAAAAGCAACUAGUCCCAAAAUCAAUAAAAAAAAGGAAACAUUUAGAGUUGCAAUACAACUGAGUGAGAAGAGGGGUAGAUUAGGGAUAGCCUGGUUAAAUGAGGUAGAAGGUUCAAUAAGAGGAAGUGGGAAAUUUGUGAGAGCAUGAAGCAGGUGAGAAGUACUAAAAUGAAAAAAAUAUAUAUGAUCAUUAGUCUACAUUGUUUUAAAAUUCCUGGCAAGGGAUGAGAAUCUAAGGUGCAGCAAGAUGAAGACUUUAAGCCUCCACACCUGCUUCUGUUGCUUCCUCUGACAAAAGCAGACAACUACUAGUGGGAGUCAGAUUUUUUUAUUACAAGUAUACAGUUCUAGACUGAAUUAAAGAACAUGGAAUAAGUGGAUUAAAUUUUACAUUAUUGAUUCCUUUCUCCCUUCUCCCCCCUUAAAAGAACAGAUGUGAAUUACUUUUCUCAAACAUAAAUGAUAAGAAUAUCCAUUAACACUAAAGUUAAAAUUGCUGAAGUUUUUGUGGCAAGAGUGAUUAUAAUCAGUGUCUCUGAUGGAUUUGUCUGGUGGUUGUGAUAGGUAGAUUUAACUGAUGUCAUUACUAUGUGAUGAAAGCUUUGCUGUAGACACUGCUGUAGUGUGCCUUUCAGUCUUGUGGGAGAUUUUAAUCAACUUGAUUUUGGUUUAUAUUGCAUAAUGCUAUCAUCCAUAUACUGUAAAAUUCAUUUUGUAUUCCAUACGAUCUGUUUUCAUUUCUGGUUAUCUAUAGGGUCCUACAUAAUACAAAAUGUUAUUUAUAAAAUGAUUCAGUAGCUUUCAUAGGCUUUAAAAACGUUAUGUUCUUUAUGUGCGAUAUCCAGAGCAUAUUAGUGAGUGAGCAAGGUAACUCUGUCGCACAGUGAGAGGUGUAUAUAUUUUGACUCUAGUAGAAUUUACUGGACAGAUUUGGAUCGCAGACCCACCAGUGUCCAGGUUUUUUUUUUUUUUUUUUUUUUUUCGCUUUGCAUUCACAUUUUUGGAAAUAUGUGCAAUAAGCGAUUUAUUUUACAGAAAUAGGAUUUGUAAUUUGUUUUGCUGGUUUCUUGAUUUUUUUUAGGAUGUAUGUAGAUUACUAAAGAUUAAGUAAUCAUUGAAAAUCUCAGUUUAUCCUUCUUAUGUUUCAACACAGCUGUCAAUCAAGUAGAUUAUCAACAGUCCAGUGCAACACUUAUAGGUUGAUUUUGUCUGGGCAUAAAAGAAAACCCAACAGAUUUUUCUGUCUCAUAAAGUGCGACGGAUUAGUUGCAAAGAUGAGUGAUUUACUAAGGGAAAAGUCAGUAUCCUGAAUUUUAUUAUAACACAUUUUGACGUCAUCAAUUUGCUUUGAAAUCUACCAAUAAUUUACAGUACACCUUUAAAUCUAGGCUUUCAUAUUUCACUUGGAAAGGCAGCAAAGACAGUUAGUCUCAGUGGCAGGUUCCACGAUAAAUGUUUUGUGUCGAUUUUUACUUGUAAUUGUUACGACCGGAUUUUCAUUGACAUUGGUUUGUCGGUCGAGACUUGCACUGCUGUUAUUCCAAUUCUUUUUGUGAGUUUGUUGCCUUUAGCUGUCAAGAUUACAAAAUAUGUAUAUCUGCCAUCUUUAACGAUGACGAUUACCGGUAUAAAAAUAUCAUAAGCCAAUGAUGACAGUCAGUCGGUCGACUUUUAUUUAUUUAAUGGUAUGAUUACAAUUUUCUUUCCAUCGUUACCGAGCUGUGUUACCUUGACUUAAACUUGGUUUAAAAAUGGUUAGUAACACGUAAUGAUUAAGUAGCUACGUAGAUUUUUCGAUGAUAAUAGAAGUUGUUUACAUCGUGAUUGUACUUUUUGCACACAAAUUGUUUCAAAGAAAAUUAUUUAAUUCAUCUUGUGUUAAUUAACUAGUUUUAGUGAUGUUAUAUUAAGCCACUAAAAGCUGCUUUAAAAUAGAGGAUUCUGGUAUUUUACAUCUGAGUUUGGCGCAACCUCGUUGGAAGAAACACUUCCUAGGUUCUUUCACCGAGGUAAGCCCGUGAGUUUGGAGUCGCCUAGGAUUCUUAAAAGUCUCUAACCCUUCUAAACAAUUCUUUUUGUUAUAUAUCUAGACUUUCACUCAACAAAACGAGUACUGUGAUCGGUUGAUUCUUGGUCACGUGCCCUUAAUCAAAUUCGAAUGUAUCCUGACCGGGAUACAAUUGAGCAGUUGUUGCCCGCGCGCCGAAUACAAUAGCAUGUUUUUGCCGCAUGAUUGUUUAAGGGAAAGUGUUAAUAUAUAACAAAGCAUUUAAUGUAUGUUCCCUCGGGAAACUGGUUAGUUUUCUUUUCCCUCGAGUCCUGAUGUUUCCCGAGACGAAGUUGAGAGAAACAUCAGGAGUCUCAGGAAAUCAAAACUAACUGUUUCCCUCGGGACCAUACAUUAAGUGUAUAAUGAUUGUUCCCACAAAUACGAGCAUAAACAUAUUUAAAGACUUUACAUUAAAUCCAAAAUGAGUUGCUAAAACUAUUAUAGUUAUUGUCUGUAUAUUCUUGUACUGAAAGUCGUCGCAAUAAUAUGAUGUAUAUAAAAAAAGGCGCGAGUAGAGUUUUAUUGAUAUUUUGCCAUGUAUGAAAGUUCCUAAAUUGUAUACUACGUUCUUGGAAAAUAAUUUAGAUUUUUUAUACUGACAUUGUGUAAAAUUUGAGAAGUCUGU